GCCCGGCUGGCUGACAGAGAGGAGGUUUACCUGAACGCUGCAAGAAGAGGGUUGUGGUUCAGGAGUUUGGGUGACGGCUGGAGGAGAGACUCGGGGUCAAAGUGGGCGUCAGGAGGGAGCUGGGCGGCGGGAUGAUGGAGGAGGAGGAACUGGAGUUCGUGGAGGAGCUGGAAGCCGUGCUGCAGCUCACGCCUGACGUGCAGCUCGCCAUAGAGCAGGUAUUUCCAAGCCAGGAUCCUCUAGAUCGCGCAGAUUUCAAUGCAGUGGAGUAUAUCAAUACCUUAUUCCCAACAGAACAAUCUCUGGCAAACAUAGAUGAAGUCGUGAACAAAAUUAGACUGAAAAUAAGGAGACUGGAUGACAAUAUUCGAACUGUUGUAAGAGGUCAAACAAACGUGGGGCAGGAUGGCAGGCAAGCACUUGAAGAGGCCCAGAAAGCUAUUCAGCAACUCUUUGGCAAAAUCAAAGAUAUCAAAGACAAAGCAGAAAAGUCGGAGCAAAUGGUUAAGGAAAUCACCCGCGAUAUUAAGCAGCUAGAUCAUGCCAAACGCCACCUGACCACCUCAAUCACAACACUGAACCACCUGCACAUGUUAGCAGGUGGUGUGGAUUCGCUCGAAGCCAUGACCAGGCGAAGACAGUAUGGAGAAGUUGCUAACCUUCUUCAAGGUGUGAUGAAUGUUCUGGAGCAUUUCCACAAGUAUAUGGGAAUUCCACAGAUCCGGCAGCUUUCUGAAAGAGUGAAGGCUGCCCAGACUGAAUUAGGACAGCAAAUCCUGGCUGAUUUUGAAGAAGCGUUUCCUUCCCAAGGCACCAAGAGGCCAGGAGGACCCAGCAAUGUGCUACGAGAUGCAUGUCUGGUUGCUAAUAUUUUGGAUCCUAGAAUCAAACAGGAAAUCAUCAAAAAAUUUAUCAAACAGCAUCUGUCAGAAUAUCUAGUACUUUUUCAAGAAAACCAAGAUGUUGCCUGGCUGGACAAAAUCGACAGACGCUAUGCCUGGAUAAAACGCCAACUUGUGGACUAUGAGGAGAAAUAUGGCCGUAUGUUUCCACGUGAGUGGUACAUGACCGAGAGGAUUGCAGUAGAAUUUUGCCAUGUCACAAGGGCAGAACUUGCCAAGAUUAUGCGUACCAGAGCUAAGGAAAUUGAAGUGAAACUGCUUCUUUUUGCUAUUCAGAGAACAACUAACUUUGAGGGAUUUCUUGCAAAACGCUUCUCCGGGUGCACCCUAACAGAUGGAACUCUGAAAAAACUUGAGUGUCCACCCCCAUCCACCAAUCCCUUUCUGGAAGAUGAGCCAGCACCAGAGAUGGAGGAACUGACAAUGGAGAAAGGAGAUUUAGAUCAACCAAAGAAGCCUAAAGCCCCAGACAAUCCAUUUCAUGGCAUUGUCUCCAAGUGUUUCGAGCCUCAUCUCUACGUGUAUAUUGAGUCCCAGGACAAAAACCUUGGAGAGCUGAUUGAUAGGUUUGUGGCCGAUUUCAAAGCCCAGGGGCCACCUAAGCCCAACACUGAAGAAGGAGGUGCUGUGCUCCCCAGCUGUGCUGAUCUCUUUGUCUACUACAAGAAGUGCAUGGUGCAGUGCUCUCAACUCAGUACUGGGGAGCCAAUGAUCGCUCUGACCACCAUUUUCCAGAAGUACCUCCGAGAAUAUGCCUGGAAAAUCCUCUCUGGCAAUCUACCCAAAACCACAAGCAGCAGUGGAGGGCUGACCAUCAGCAGCCUCCUCAAAGAAAAGGAAGGCUCAGAAGUAGCCAAGUUCACUCUAGAGGAGCUCUGCCUCAUCUGUGGCAUCCUAAGCACAGCCGAGUACUGUCUGGCUACCACCCAGCAGCUAGAAGAAAAACUCAAGGAAAAAGUUGAUGUAAGUCUGAUUGAACGAAUCAAUCUGACUGGAGAAAUGGAUACAUUUAGCACUGUCAUCUCGAGCAGCAUCCAGUUAUUGGUUCAAGAUCUGGAUGCUGCCUGCGAUCCUGCCCUUACUGCCAUGAGCAAGAUGCAGUGGCAGAAUGUGGAACACGUUGGUGACCAGAGCCCUUAUGUCACCUCUGUCAUUCUUCACAUUAAGCAGAAUGUCCCUAUCAUCCGUGACAACCUAGCUUCCACACGGAAAUACUUCACUCAAUUCUGCAUUAAGUUUGCAAACUCCUUCAUUCCCAAGUUCAUCACCCACCUCUUCAAGUGCAAGCCAAUUAGCAUGGUGGGAGCAGAACAGCUGCUGCUAGACACUCAUUCCCUAAAGAUGGUCCUGCUCGAUCUACCUUCCAUUGGGUCACAGGUGGUGAGGAAAGCACCUGCCAGUUACACUAAGAUUGUUGUGAAAGGCAUGACCCGGGCAGAAAUGAUACUCAAGGUGGUGAUGGCCCCUCAUGAACCGUUGGUGGUGUUUGUUGACAACUACAUCAAACUCCUUACAGACUGCAACACAGAAACCUUCCAGAAGAUAUUGGACAUGAAGGGGCUGAAGAGAAGCGAGCAGAGCAGCAUGCUGGAACUCUUGCGCCAGAGGCUCCCCACCCCGCCUUCAGGGCCAGAAGGCUCCAGCUCAUUGUCCCUCCUGGCUCCGACACCAGAACAGGAAUCAUCUCGCAUCCGCAAACUAGAGAAACUAAUUAAAAAGAGACUGUAGGAGUCCACAAAGGGCGCUUUUUUCCCCUGGCUGCUGACCCACAGCACCCCAUUGCCUGGAAGCCCCCCACCUCUUCUGUGCUUUCCCUAACUCUCAGAUCAUCAGUCUUGAAACUUCCUUGGACAUUUGGUUUGUUAAUGAGUCUUCCCUGUGACCAGUCUUAAUUUGUGUCUUAAUCAAGAAGCCAAGCAAAUGCAGGCUGAUAAAAAGGGGUUCCUACAGCAUAGGCAGUAGUAGACAAAAGGGCCCUGCAGUUCACUUGUGGUCCUGGGCUGCCUUCAACUGGUCCAGCUGUCACUGGCCUCGCAGCCUCGCCUCUGCAAUCACACCAUCUGGCAUGUGGCCCUAUCUCCUGGGCCUAUCCAGGCAAUUAGGGUGAGAAAUCCUGGAUCUCACCCCUUCCUCCUCUGUAGCCAGGCCCUAAGAUUUGUCCUCCCUGCUCUAUGGGUUUGGCUUUGGGGCCCGAGUUAAUGAGGUGGAAGAUUACAGGUGUAGGACAUUAGCCUGGCAGUAGGAAGGCAAUGGAAGCAGGAGUACUCUUCCUUGUAGAUUCAUUUCCUGGUACAUAUUUUCAUGACUGGGCCAAUGCGUUCUUCCCAUCUCUCUGGAACCUGUAGUCUCCUGUUGAUAUACAUCUAAGGAAAAAUUCCCACUGUUUCUCACCCAGGAAGAUUGGAUGUACUGGACCUUGGAAACAGGUGUCCUCUGUGCCAUGGGGCUCCUUGCUCAGGUGUGGGGCUAGACCUAUAUAUAUCUGCCUUGGAGAGAGACUUCUGCUUGGGACACUCACUGUAUGAUGUAAGCAGGUUAUUAUUCCCCCCAUUCUCCUGACUUCUAAGGGAAGUAUUGCCUUCUUUGAAGAGAAACUAGGAAGUUUCUUCUCAGAUGAAGCUAUGGUACUGCACAGGAGGCCUGGGCCCUCUAACCCCCUUCCUGCUCAUUUAUUUUGAAACCCAAAUAACUUUACAGAAUGAUCUGAAACAACAAAGGUGAUGUGAAGUGCCAGAAUGACAUAUUACUUUAUUACUAACGAGAAAGAACCCAGGUCCAUGGAUACCUUAGGAACCGAAUGUUGACCUUAAAACACCUGCUCGGAGCCUGGCCCAGUCCAGAACGCAACGUGAGCCCUGGCCUGCCAGUCCUAUCCACUGGCUCACCACCAGCAGAGCUUUGCAAAGAGAACUGCCUCCAAGAACUGCUUCAGUCCUCACAUCAUACAGAAGGUCACAUGCCAGAAGGUCACAGCUGUACAAGAACAGACCGCAUAGCAGGUAGCUGUGUGAUUUGCCAGGUUGGCUGGGAACUGAACCUCAGUUAACUGUGACCACAGCAUCAGGGCAGCAGCUGUUCGUGUGGGCAUUCUUCAGGAAUUCUGAACAAUUUGUUGGCCAGGUGGAGAGGGAGCUAAGGAAGGAGGAGCUCUUUACAGAGAAUGCACAUAACAGGCCUUGGGAGAAAAUUGGGAUAUCAAAUAGCAUGCAAAAAUGAGUUUUCAGGACAAAGGAAGUUUCCUGAAAAUCCAUAAAACUUGUGAAAUCCACAUAGGAGAAAACUUUAAGGUUUGAAAAUGAGACCAGGAACUGAUGGUGUUUCCCCUUCUUGUUUCCUAACAUAAGCACUCUGUGCUGUCCCCCUUCUGUCUCCACUAACCUUCUCCCAGACUCAGUCCAUCGGCCCCACUGUGAUCCAGAGCCUCAUUUCUCCACCAGCUUCCAGUCCCUUCUUGCUAGUCAGUAUGACUCUUAGGUGUUGAACAUCUCAGGACAGCCCUGAGAAGAAAGUACGAGACGAGGUGUGGCCCUCGGCUGAGCUCUCUUAGGAAAAGUUUGCUAAAUAAGGAAAAGGCAGAUAGGGCGGGUAGGGGAUGGGUUGGGGCAAGCAUCCAGGCAGGGUAGAGCAGGGAAGCGCACUGUCAAGAUUUCACUUUGCCAGGACAGCCGUGAUGCUGCUCUGGUGAUAUCCUACAGCCCAGCCGCCACUAAUGGAGGUGAAUAUUCUCUUACUGUUCUUGAAAGAUGGGCCGAUGAGCCCAUCUCCAAACAGCACAGCCACUUUGGCCCUCUGUCAUCAAACUAGGGAGCUGUGAAAGCCAGUGGUCUUUUGCAGCUGGUUCUUGUCACUCUCCGUGUUUAUAGAGCCACACUUCUCUUUUUGGUUCAUUCCUGAGGAGUCAUUUUCUGGACAUCUCCAUGAUGCUUUGAGAUGUCAAGCUGCUGUUUUCCCCCAGUUGUUGGUCACACCAAGGAAGUCGCUUUCUUGAUUUAUUAUAUUGUCAGUAAUCUCCGAGGAGCCACCAGAUGUCAGUAGGAGUUAUGUAAAAUGUCUACAUUGAUGAGGUCUGAAUGCUGUGUAUGCAUCCUCUAAAGACAGAGCAUGUUUCUCAACUGGGGGUACACAUCAGAAUCACGUGGGGCCCUUUUUACAAAUAAAAUUGCCUGGAGAUUCUGAACCAGUAUGUCUGGAGUGGGGCCUGGGCAAGUAGGUAAUUAUAACGUUUACCCCUUUUUAAAAUCCAUAGCAUUAGAGAGAAAUUUGCUUUAUCAAAGUGUUCCUAUAGCACAUUUUCAUGAACAUACAUUAUUCCUGCCUCUCUAAACGAAUAUAAUUACUAUACAAUUGAUCCGUUACCAACAGGUAAAGAUUCUUAACUAACAUCUAGCAGUUUAAAUUUUAAGCUUGUGUUGGUGAUAGAGACCAGGCCAGAACUGUGCUGUCCCCAUCCAGACUAGAAUUCUUAAGUUUUGACGACCAAGCCCCAAACAAAUUUGCUCUAUUACUGUCACUUCAAAAAAACAUGGAGUACUCUGAUAAAAACAGUAGCUAACAACUCUGUUAUUCAGCUAAUUAGAUGCUGUACCCAUUCCUCACCCCCCCACCACUUUCUCUAACUCUUAAAAAAAAAAAACUCUGAAGCCACUUCAUGUGGAUUAAAACAAAUGUUGAUAAUUUAUAAUUGAUAAAGAUCUGUUCUUACUAUGGACAGACUUCCUGAUAGCUGGCUUAGAGGUACCCAGGCUGGAGGAAAUUCCAUUGGAUCCUAACAGUGAAUUGGGAACCACAAUGGACAGAGUGUGUUGACCUCCAAGUUCUGUUCUGGAAUUGAAACUGUUGCCACUCCUCUCUCUUUUAAAGAACAAAGAACUAGGGAUCCCUGGGUGGCGUAGCGGUUUGGCGCCUGCCUUUGGCCCAGGGCGCGAUCCUGUAGACCCGGGAUCGAAUCCUACAUCGGGCUCCCGGUGCAUGGAGCCUGCUUCUCCCUCUGCCUGUGUCUCUGCCUCUCUCUCUCUCUCUCUCUCUCUCUCUCUCUGUGACUAUCAUAAAUAAAUAAAUAAAAAUUUUUAAAAAAAUAAAAAAAAAAGAACAAAGAACUAGAGCAGCCCGGGUGGCUCAGUGGUUUGGCGCCGCCACCUUCAGCCCAGGGCGUGAUCCUGGAGACCCAGGAUUGGGUCCCGCGUGGGGCUCCCUGCAUGGAGCCUGCUUCUCCCUCUGCGUGUCUCUCUCUCUCUCUCUCUCUCUCUCUCUCUCUGUGUGUGUGUGUGUGUGUCUCUCGUGAAUAAAUAAAUAAAAUCUUAAAAAAAAAAAAAAGAACUGGUACCUAGGACUUUGACUGGCCCCCAGAAAAAAAAGUACCUGCUUUCUCAUGCCUAGGAUGGCUCUUCAGUGCAGAUCAAACGGGACUCAGAGCAGCCUGCCAAAGACGAGUGAUAGUUACAGGGCAGACAGGGUGAGCAAGCAGGUCUGCAGCUGCUCCCUGAUGUGGGGCUGUUACACCAGCCCAUCCUAGGUUGCUGUUGGACAGGGAAACCUAGUUCUCUGUUUGCGGAAUGCUAGGGAAAAUGCCAGAAGGUCACAGCUGGAAAUGCAAUUCCUCUCCCUAGGAAGAGAAAUCUCCAAAAUAACUAGCUUGCUGACGGUGAAAGCAAGUGUUUCACACUUCUUGUCUACUCCAAGUCAGAUUUCUAAAAAUAAAAUCAUUAGAACUGCAUUGGGCCACUUAAACAAUAGACUUGGAAACAUGGUCACAUGAAAAGCUGGCGUGCAGAAAAGGCCCAUGUAUUUUAUAAAGCAAAUCCAAAUUUCCAGUCUCAUUCUAGUAUUUAUCAAACUAGAUAGCCUCUCAAACCCUCAAAGUUCUCUACCUUUGGGAGAUAUCAAUUUCCUUAAAGGGACUGCUUUUUGUGUAAAUAUCUUUCAUUUCCCCCAUCUGGAAGUGAUUUCUCACUGCAUAUUGGAGCGCACAGUACUACAGUUAAUUAAAGCAUUACUGGAUGUCA
Nyctereutes procyonoides (raccoon dog) is the source of this 6904-nucleotide messenger RNA. RefSeq names its product VPS53 subunit of GARP complex (gene VPS53). Gene Ontology annotation, biological process: retrograde transport, endosome to Golgi. The record is from RefSeq and is a predicted model, not a curated record. The transcript has 22 exons. Lineage: Eukaryota; Metazoa; Chordata; Mammalia; Carnivora; Canidae. Bases 132 to 2630 code for a protein of 832 amino acids. Gene Ontology annotation, cellular component: GARP complex.